Caenorhabditis sp. 36 PRJEB53466 is the source of this 7592-nucleotide messenger RNA. NCBI's taxonomy places the organism in Eukaryota, Metazoa, Nematoda, Chromadorea, Rhabditida, Rhabditidae. The record is from the annotation of a GenBank genome assembly.
AUGAUGACAGCGCAGCAGCACAAGAAUAUCGACCAGACAGGUGCGUUCCGAUGCAAAAUCACGAAUUUUACGAGAAAAAUUGAGAUAUUUCGUUUUUUGCCUGUAAAACUGCAAAAUUCGCUUUAGAUUUUACUGAAAACUGAUUUUCUGCAAAAAUUAGACGAAAAACGCACGUUUUGAUCUGAAAAUCUCAUAAAAAUGAGUAAACUUGGCGGAAAUUCAUUUUUCCACGUUUUGAUGUAUUUCUGUUCGAUUUGCGAUCAAAAGUGUGUCAAUUUUCUCUUUUUUCCGCUGAGAAAAACGAGAAACAACUUUCAGGGGAGGAAAUUCGCGCGCGGACGAACCGAUCGCCGUCGAUGGACUCCGUGAGCCGCCUAAAUCAGCAAAAUGGGGGUUUUGCGCAGCGGCGAGGCAGUUUCACGAAAGACACCUCCUACUAUCAGCAGCCGGGGCAAGUCGGCGGAUUCAGAAGAAGUUUGUGGCCACAAAACCUUGAAAAAAGAUCGAAAAUUGCAGACGGAUACAAUCACCGCGGAAGAAAUUAUCAGAGAAAUUCGCACUAUCACCAGAAUCAGCAACAACUGUCGGAGUACGGCGCACCUGGCGGAUUCCCGCCGAAAAACGCUCAAAAUCGGAGUUUUCAGAGGUUUUCCCGGCUAUCUGUCUGGAAUUUUCGCGUAUUUUCCAAUUUCAGCUACUCCAAAUAUCAAUAUGUCCAUCCGAAUGCGCAGAGACCGAUUUUCAACUCGGCCAACGGUAGGAUAUUGAUUUACAGAUUUUGCAGCAAUUUUUAGAGCGGAAAAUGAAUAUGAAACAUUUGAAAAACCUUCAAUUUCUAUCAGAAAAAUCAGUAUUCUUCCAGAAUUCGGCUCUUUCUCAGUCCGCCGCCAAUCGGCCUCCUCUCCGACGUCGUCGCCCGCAAAAAGCACCGCCUCCUCGGUUGUACCGCCCAUUUUGGUGCGAAGAACGGACAAUAUCCACGAGAAAAUGGUCUACGAGGCGGGAAACGGAGGAAAUGAGCACGAGAGCAGCAAGAUUCACAUGUAUCGGGCCGCCGGAACCGCGCCAACCGGGUACACUGAUUUCUAAGCAUUUUCAGUCUUUUUAAUUGAAUUUCUUCAGUUCCUCGCCGUUCAAACCGCAUCAGACGAGUUCUCAGACGCCGUUGACGCCGUCUGCGGACAAACGAACCGACGACGAGUGGGCGGCGCGCUUCUCGCAUCCACCGCCGGGUCUCGCACCGAAUUUCCGAAGAGGUUGUCCGAUUUUCGUGGAAAAAUUCGAGAAAAAUGAGUUUUCAGGCCAAGGAGGACCGGAAAUUGAGCAGCAGCCGAGCGAAUUUCUGGACAAUAGACUUCCGCCGAUGACGCCGUCGCCGACCGAAAAAAUGGCACAUUUUAGAGGUGCUCGAGGAAAACUGGAAUUUAUCUAAUUUUAUGUGCAUUUUCUCAUUCUUCUCGUUAUUUUACGUGUUUUCAGACAUUUUUGCGCCAAAAUACGCAAAAUCCCUCCAUUUUUGUGAAUUUUGUUGCAAUUUUUGUGCCCCCAGUAGCAUUGCCAAACAUUUAAUUUCAGCGACGAUGAAAGAUGCGCCGGUUUCGGCUCGUUCGGUCGACUGUGUCGACGCGAAACAUCUCUGUUGGGACGAGCGUAUGGCCAGUGCGUUGAAUGGGUAGGUCUUUUCAUUAAUUCCAAAAAAAAAACAGGUAAGUCACCGUGCGCAUUCUCAAUGUGUGUGAGAUAUUUAUACCAUCGGAUAGAGAGUAGAAGUUACGCAUGAGUCCAGUAAAUCUUUUUCCCAAAAAAUCACUUUCAGGGCCACAUUUUUACUUCAUUUGAAAGGUUGUUCUAAAUUUGUUGUGAAGCGCUCCCUCGCACCAUUUAUGGGGCGCCUCGUUGCCAACCCUACAUGUGGGCAGUUGAGGAUUGCUUCGAGCAGGAACUCAUAGUCCUCGCUGUUCCGUUCCCUGCUCAUUCCUGCUCGCAGCAAUCUCGAAGUGCCCACAUGUAGGGUUGACAACGAGGCGCCCCAUAAAUGGUGCGAGCGGGUGCUUCACAACAACCCUUUUAGUUUGUUAAUCUCUCUGUUAUAACCUAUAACGUGCCAUCCAUCAGAAAAGGGGUCCUAAGACAAGCUCUACACCUUCGAAAACUCUUUAAUUGACCGCAUUUAAAAAAAAACGGUUUCUGAGAUGCGGGUCACAAAAGUUUUAGUGUGAACAGCGAAAAAAGCAAAGCGAAAUACGUUGAGGCCUCAAAGCCUGUGUACUGGACUCAUGUGUAACUUUUUACGCUCUAUCCGAUGGUAUUAAUAUCUCACAUACUAAUUUCUCAGUGACAGGCCGCCUUUAAUUUCACAAAGCCCUUGAUCAGUUGUGAGAGAAGGCGAAAAGUGUGUAUAAUAGUAGUUUAUGUACACAUUUUUCGUUUUUCGCCUCCCACCGAACGAAUCAGCUAACUGUGUCCUCUGCCCCUCGUUACUGUACAUUCCAAGAAGAAGGAGGAGAAGAAGAAGAAGAAGAUCUUCUUAUUCUCCGCACACAACCAGUUCAUCUCGUCGUCGCCCUCCUCGUUUCGCCUAAACAACAGCCAUUGCCAUCAGCAACAGGCAGCGCUGAGAGGAGAUUGGAGAUAUUCGGCUGCCAAUCGACACCCCUCUCCCAUUUGGCCGCCUUUUUAUCUGCAAAAUGCGCUGAAAAUUUGAUUCGUGUUCACACCAUUUCUAACGAAAAUUGAUCGAAGAUCAGCUGAAAUGCUCGAGACAUCGCCGAAUCUCACUCGUUUUUAUUGUUCCAGUAGCUAUCUUCAUAGGAACUUUGGCCCGUUUUUGAGGUAUCUGGCAUUUUAGUCAAAUUCCAUCAGCGAACAGGUGGAACGAGGAGAGGGGAAACGAUAAUAAUAUAAUAAUAAUAAUAAUGACGAUGAGAGAGGGAAAGUGAAGAGACGGAUGUUCACUUUACACCCCUCCUUCGCCUCGAUCUUUUCUUGUCUCUGCGAAAAGUGAAAAGUAGCCUCAGUAUCGUUCUCACGUUAUUCCAUGUACAUUUAUACUGUAAACCCCUUUUUUGACCUUUUUGAUGUGUGUACACACUUCAAACUAGGGUUUCUUUGAAUUUGUAGCAUUUAUGAUUCGUCUGGGCUGAAAGUUUGUUCCUCGUUGCCGAAAAUGCCUUCACCGAGACAAAAUGUGUGAUUUGUCAAUUUCCGUUCGAAAUUCGUUCCCAAUCAAUCUCUCUUUGCAUUUUUUGAUUGAAGAGCGGCAGCUGCUCAAGCGAAUUUUUGUGUGUGUGUGUGCGUGUGACGAUUGCGGACCGAACGGCGGUUUUUAGCGCCCCGAUUUGUGUGGAUACAAUAGAGGACAUUGCGAAAAAAAAGAGGAUGAGCGACUAUAGUCGGAAACGAAAAGGACACCUCAUUUUGGACUAAAAAUGGGCAUUUCAUUUUGUUUCGCCCGGAUUUUGGAUUUCGAAACUCGGAACUGAUAGAAAUGUGAAAAAGAGAAUCAGAAUGGCGCAAUAGCUGAUGAGAAAAUUGCUGGCGUCGUCAGAAUCGGCUGAAUAGCUCUACCUGAUUCUUUUUGUAGAACAACAAUAAUAGAAAGCGUUCAAUUAUUACUGUUCUACAUAAAACGUUAAACAUCUAUACAAAAUCAGAUGCGCCGACGAUUUUCUCAUUAGCCAUUGUACCAUCCUGACUUUUUUGAGUGCAUACUCCUAGGAUUAGGAUUACUGUAGCUGUGGAGGGAAAUUCCAGCAAAAAUCGUAGAAAAGCUUCUCCUCAUUUCUCUCUCCGGGAAAAGGCGGGGACAAAAGUUCUUGUGACGUAAGUGAGCGGAAAGUGUGUGUAUAUUUCUCGCCGGCGUCCCCGACUGAGACUGCCUGCCCUAUAGCCCCUCUUGUUUCGUUUCGUACGUGCAGUUUCUUCGGCUUCUUUCCGCUUCCCGCCGCCCUAUCUCUCAACUUUGUGUUAUCCUUUUCGACCUAGAGAACGCACACAUGGUUGUGAAGUUUGUUUGUGUUUUUUUUCCUCACUUUUUUCCCUCAAUUUCACUCGAUUUUUGGUUAGAGUUUGAGGGUAAACGCUCUGAAAAAGUGUUCUAACUGGAAGUUUGAAAAUUUCAAGCUUAUUCGCUUCAGCCGAACGCUUGCGUGCUCAUUUCUUGCUCUCGCCGAGAUUUGCUCGUUCGGUGUGAGCAAACAGGUGGUAACUGGAAGAGAAAUGCUCUUUUCCUCGGCUUUAUCUCUCUUCCGCCUCGAAAAUUGGUUUUUCUCUAUAAGUUUCCAGCACAUCCCAGCCUAGAACGUUCUAGUUUCUAAUAUCAAAACGUCAAUCUCGCCGCUUCCUUUCAUCUUUUUUUGAUGUCGUGUGACACUUGAAAUUUUCAAUUUUUUCUCAAGCUUAUCAGUUGUGAAUACUGGUCAGACGGAAGUAUUAUUCUACCAAAAAAAAACGGGCAGGAAAUGGCCUUGAUGUUGUGGUUUUUCUCUAAAUUUUUCAAAUGUUCCCUCAAACUUCCGCUUCUUCUCGGAUUAAUCCCCUCAAAACACGUGCAAACAAAUUUUCACGGAAAAAAAAGACAAUGAAACCCACGUUGGGUCAAUUUUGGCAUUUGUGUCAACACACGCAAUAGAUGGAUUUCAUGCCACCACCACACUUUUUUUUGUUUUGUGGGCGAUAGAUGGAUGGCACACACACACACACACAAACAGUUUCACAUUCCUUUGUUGCAUACAUCAUAAUGGAUCGGAGCCCGCCCAUGUCCCCACGUGGCUCGAGUUUGCUCACCUGAAUCCGCGGGCGGCUCUCUUCGUGCCAGCUGUUGGGGUUCGAGCCAUUCGGAGCCGUGUUUCUUGAAGCGGAGCGAGCACUCGUUGUCGUAGGACCCAUCGGCGCUUUUCCAAAAAAUCCCAAGAAUCUAACUAGAAAUAGUCGAGUAAACGGAGAAGUUUGAAAAUUGUUGGCGUUCACAGAAUCUGUCAAAGAGCACCGUCUAAUUUUAUGCAAUGUUUUUUGAAAAUCUUUUUUGUAGUACACAAAGAGCCAGCCCAUUUUUGAAAACUUUAUCGACUUCCUAAAGAUUUUCGAGUGUUUUCGCGCUGGCUGACUGCCGAUCACCUCCGAAAGCAGUCAUUUCGCUCUACUCGUUCUUUGCUUCAAUUCGAGCGCCCAUGUGCUGACCAUGCACAUUUUCCGUUCGCUUUUGCGAGAAUUGGCGACAAUUGACGAUGGUUAUGCAAAUGUUUCCGAAUAUUUUUGCCUAAUUUUCUAUUUCGCACACGCAGGCGCACACACAAACGGGGAGAAACUGGUCUGAGCACAGUGCUCUUCGCUCCUCGGCGCCUAUUUCUCGGGCGUCUCUGCGACCUGAGCACUUUCUCGUCGAGACCGGCCGCCCGUGCCUAUCGAUGACGAUGAUGGCCGGAGAACAGAGAAAAAAAGAGGAGAAGGAGGAGGAGGAGGAGCUUGUGAAAUUGGGAAUUUAGAUUUUUUUCUCUACAGUAGGACGUUUUGAGGUUGUUCAGUGUUUUUUGCGCCAAAAAACACAAUUCAGCGAUAAAGGGAUUCAUGAUUCUCUGUUUCUUUCUCUCCGCCUGCCUACGCUUCUCUUUUCAAUUCAUUUCGUUAAUAUUUCAACGCUUUAUCACCAAUUUCGGAAUCGGCACGACCGCCGCCUCCGCCGUACGCUCGUUUUCUCGUUUCCUCCUCCUCCUCCUCCUCCUCACUGAUUUUUCGUCCUUUUGGCAACCUUUUUUGGUUCUUCCUACAGUACUCCUUCCCCAAACGUUGCUCCAAAACGCUCCAAAUGUCCGUUCUGGCUGGCGUCGGUCAGUCGGCGAUUCGCUUUCACUUUUCUAUGAGAAUUGACACCGACUGGUCCGAGCCGUCAAUUUCCUCUAUCUUUUUUCUCUCUCUCUCUCUCUCGCUCGACAAUUUCCCACUUUUGCCCCCACCAUUUUUCGUUGUCUACAGAACCCAUCCGCCAAGUAUGCCGCUCUCGACGGGUUCCAUCGAUUCCGGUUUUUUUGGCGGGUCUUCCAGCUCGACCGACGGUGAUUCGCUGAAAAAAGAGGAGACGACGCCGACGUCUUCUUCGUCGCCGCUCUCGAUGACCGACGAAGAGGGAGCGCGUGCGACGUCGCCGGGCGGCGGCGUCUUCCUGAAUUCUGGAUUCGCGCCCAGAAAACCACGAACACGUGUGCGACGAUCGAACCGAAAACUGAAACAACGAUUCGGGAACAAUAUCAACACCUUCUUCGCCUUCUCGUCAACUCCAACCACGUCUUCUUCCUCUUCUUGCUGUCUCUCCGUGGCCGGAAGUUCGAGAAGUUGCAGCUCGACCGACUCGGCGGCCAACUCGACAUUACUCAUCGACGAGCUCGUCGUCCGCCUCUAUUUCUACUUCAAAUCGCUUCUGUGCGCCGUCAAUCGACAGAAGCAGAUUUGCGAGAGCAUCGCCGUGCUCGUCAAGGACAUUGACGCGCGGUGGGGCAAUUCUGGAGUGCGGCGGAAGGCGUGCGAUCCGAAGGGAUGUCUGGCGCCGGUCUACGCGUCGCAACGUGGCGCCGCCGCGGAUCGGAAUAAUAAAUUGGUGCAACCCGCGCGAUUUCCGUUGUGUUGGGCGGUGCCGCAACCGGCAAUCUUCUAUCAGUUGAUGGCGAUCGACGUGCUCGAAUAUAUUCGAUUUUUGGAACGGUUAGACGAACUAGACGAUUUUUGUAGUGAAAAAUUUGGCGCAAAUUAAAAAGUUUGGGCAAAUUUUCGCAAAAUUGCUUUUUGCAGAGUGUCACCACAAGUGAAGACACAACAACAUCCACCGGGACCGCCGAUUAUCAACGAACGAGAGGUUUCUAUUCUGCUAAUUUCUAUUUUGGCUAAAAUAUUGAUAAUUCAAGGCCGCCGCUUCGAUCGAUACUCUUCACAAGUUGCAAGUUCAGCAAAUGCCGCAAAUGCAACAGCAGCAACAGCAGCAGCCACGUGGCAAUUUUGUGCAGUGUUUGUCGCAUUUUCUAUCGGAAAAUGCGGAAAUUUUGCGUGUUUUCAGUCGUCAACAUGCCGCAAGGAGUUUGGGAGCAGCAGCAGCAGGCGAACAGAGGGAUGAAAGGGCAACAGACGAUUCAGAAGUUGACGACGUCUUCUGGAGGAGGAGGAGGAGAGAUGUCCAUUGAGAAGGUGUGAAAAGAUAGAGUUUUGGCUGAACUUUUCAAGACAAUAGGUUUACCUAUUCUGGAGAUUUGUUGGUUUUAGACGGAAAAAGUCCGGUGUCUGAAUUCGACCAAAAUCUCCAGAAUAGUUAAUCCUAUAGCAAAACUGACAGAAUUGCAAAGUUCGAGUUUGAUCAAGCAGUUCUUCAUGCCCGAAAUUUGAAAUUUCUUCAGCUGCUCGCACCUGUGCGUGACUCGUCGGCAAACUCGCGAUGCAGCAGUCGUGCCGAGAUCGAGGCUACACAAAAGUACGUGAUGGACAAGUUGGACGACGAGGUGACCGCCGCCGAUUUGGACAAGACGCCCGUCUCCGCCUGCUCCUUCACCUCCUCGUCGAAACAGGAGCAGAGGAAGAAGCAGCAGCAGAACGGUUGGUUUGGAGCAAAAUGA